Messenger RNA from Spodoptera litura, 812 nucleotides. RefSeq lists its product as uncharacterized. Lineage: Eukaryota; Metazoa; Arthropoda; Insecta; Lepidoptera; Noctuidae. The record is from RefSeq and is a predicted model, not a curated record.
AAUUAAAAAAGAAGGUAAAAAAAAAUAGUGAAAUUGCCAAACCACAACAGCUGUUUGUUUUUUGUAUUUGUAUAGUACAUCUAACUACACUCCUGACGACAAGCUAUGCUGUGCUACGCUGACGACUUUUAUUAUUUUUCAAACUUCUAAUAAUCAUGGAAGGCGGAUUCGUAAAAGCAGACAAUACAAAUUUACCGAGAGUGAGCGCCUUGAUGAUCGGUAAAUUCUUUGCAGCCAAUCCAGAUUUUUGUUCUGCUGAACUACGGAAUGUUAAGACAUUGAUAUCUGGAAGAGAGUCUUAUGGUGACGAUGCAAUAGGUUAUGUACAACUGAGGAGAGAGCAAAGUACUUGCAUUGUUAAAUGUACCGUUUGCCCAGAACACAGAGUGCGAUGUAAAGCUUAUGCAGCUACACUUGUAGUGAAUGAAGAGGAGGAAGUGGUGACAAGUGUGAAAUGCCACGACUGUCCUGCAUCCGAAGGUGGCUGUAAACAUGCAGUUGCAUUUUUAAUGUGGCUGCACCGACGAAGCGAAGAGCCUCCCUGCACGUCGAUAGAGUGCUACUGGAGGAAGUCCAAUCUCAGUAAAGUUGGAACAUCCAUCAAGAUAUUGACUGCGAGAGACAUGGCCAAAAGAAAACCCAAAGAAUUUGAAGAAGAACCUCAAUUAAUGAUCGAAUUUGUGGAAGAAUGCAAAAAAAGAAAAAUUAACACAUGCCAAAUUCUGAAACAUGAAACUGAAUAUCCUGGUGGUCUUGGCACAGUUCUAUCAAUGCACAGUUUAAUAAUUAAUCACUGCGAUGAAAAUUGUUGA